UUCUAAUUAGACACAAGAAUCUUUGCUGCACAACUGCAACUGACUGCGUUCUCGGGUCCAUGCAAUCCACGUAAUUAAAGAAUUAGUGUUCAACAAACAGAAUCAGAAAUCAUAAUGGUAAAUUCUUUAUUACCAUCGUAGGAGAGGGGGGAAAGUGAAAAUUUCUUACAAUAAGGUUUUCCCACGUACACACAUAACUCCUUGUAAUAAUUUAAUGAAAAAUUAAUUUUCGUCCAACAAAGAAACACUUUGAAACUAUAUAAAUGAUGGAAAAGCCGAUAUUGAGGGCAUUAGCGUCCACGAUGCCAAGCUUGAUUGAACAAAGUUUCAAAAUAAAUUUUCGCAUAUUAAAAAUCACCGCCUUCUACCCACCCACAAAAAACAAACGACUGAACCAAAUGCUCGCGUUUGUCUUGUAUAUGUUGUUCGUAGUAUCUGUACCCAUCCUGGAAGUUCUCAACCUUGUUCUUCAAGAGAAGAUCACUUUUAAGCAAAUUAUCGACAAUGCGUUCAUGAUAGCUGAGCUGGGCUGUCUCAUACCGAAAUAUUGGCCCUUUGUGCGUAACAAUGACCGGCUUGUGAAAUGCAUUCAUUAUUUCGAUUCACCAGCAUUUCAACCAACGAAAAAAAAACACAGGGAAAUUCUCCAAAACUGCGUCAAGGUAUGUCGGGCCAUUACCAUCUUUUUCGUGGCUGCAGUCAGCUCAGGGUACGUUUCUUGGUCAAGUAGGCCCAUUUCUUGGAAAAACCACAUUUUCCCGACCGACUUGUGGCUACCUUACGACCCGAAAGUGGCCCCAAAAUUGUACAAUUUUCUAGUUUACACAUAUCUUGUAAUUGCUGUUGGUUACAGCGCCUAUAAUAACGCCACAAUAGACCCUUUGAUUAGCGGACUGUCUUAUCAGGCUACAAGCCAGAUUAAAAUAUUAAAGGACAAUUUACAACAUUUGGGUGAAGACACUGAAGCGGAAUUCAACCAGCAAUCUGUUAUUAACCGUUUACCAAAGUCGGAAAUCAUGUACCGAAAAAUUGUCAAAUGUGUUGAACACCACAAUCUAAUUCUGGAUUUUGUUAAAGAAUUCCAAUAUUGUUUCGCCCAGUGUGCGUUUAGCCAAAUUGCAGGAAGUGUUGUUGUUCUUUGUGUUUCUUGUCUGCAAUUAACUAUAGUGGAUUUGUUAAGUUUUGACUGCCUGGCAAUGAUAUUAUUUCUCGUCUCAAUGCUGAGUGAAGUUUACUUUUUUUGCCACUUUGGGACACUUCUCUACGAGGAAAGUAGUACGAUAUCUGAUGCCAUUUACAUGGGAAGUUGGUAUGACUAUGACAAAAAGUCAAAACAAGCUCUAACAAUUUUAAUGGAACGAACUAAAAGACCAGUAAUUGUAAUAGCUGGAAAACUUGUCCAGUUGUCCUUAAUAACGUUUAGCAUGAUUCUAAGACGGUCUUAUUCCUUGUUGGCAGUUUUGGAAAAUUACAAUAUCGAAAUCAAUUAAACAUGAAAAAAUGUUUUCAUUGUUGUAAAAUAUUGUUUGCACUCGUCGUAAUUUAUAAUGUUGUU
This is a messenger RNA of Tribolium castaneum (red flour beetle), 1555 nucleotides long. RefSeq names its product odorant receptor Or1. The coding region runs from base 264 to 1490 and encodes 408 amino acids. Gene Ontology annotation, cellular component: plasma membrane. The record is from RefSeq and is a predicted model, not a curated record. Gene Ontology annotation, biological process: sensory perception of smell; detection of chemical stimulus involved in sensory perception of smell. Lineage: Eukaryota; Metazoa; Arthropoda; Insecta; Coleoptera; Tenebrionidae. Gene Ontology annotation, molecular function: odorant binding; olfactory receptor activity. The transcript is spliced from 6 exons.